AUGGAUUCACGCCGGAAAGAGCGGGUGUUCCCUUCGGUCCGCCCGUCAAAACCAACGUCCACACCGUUAUCCAUCCUCGAUGCCACUGUCGCGCGGUUCUCGCCAACUGGAACGAUAUGGAUGUUCGAUGCAACGACAGAGGCGACGCCAUCCCAAGCUCUGGUUUCUCGGCUCCGGUCAUCGUUUGUGAGCACACUCAACUCCUAUCCUCAGUGGACCGGCCAACUUCACUGGACACCAGUUCGAAAAGGCGGAGGCCACUGUGAACGCUUCAACCGCCCAAUGAUUACCUAUGGCACUCACUCGGACCCUGGAGCUGAAUGGACCAUCCUCCACCAUGAGAAGGCGCUCGAACAGCUGGUCCCCACGGCAGCCGAAAGGAUUUCGGGCAAAGGUGCGUGGAUGGGGACAGACUUCCGGCAGGAGGACUACAUCUCGGAUACCCGGUUAGCAUUGUACAACUUACGUGACUAUGAGGGUCUGCCUGGGAUGACUGUCCAGAUAAACACUUUCACCUGCGGCAGUUAUGCAAUCGGCGUGCAGCUGGCCCACCCUUUGGCUGACGCGCAGGCACUGAUGGUAUUCGUGCAUCAGUGGGCGGCAGCUUCUCGCGAACAGCAUGGACAUCCUGGACACUCCUUCAUGGGUUCUCCGGUUUUCGAUCCGGCUAAGCUCGACGCUCAUGCUGCUGGUAACAUCGACUCUGACGUGGCAGACGGUGCUUUAACCUCUCUAGCACGCGCCCUGCCGAUGCACCGUUAUGAUUGGUGGGAGACUUCAACCCCGGGCUACCCUGAAUUUUUGAUACCUACCACAGAGGCGUCUAAACCGCCAGCAGAAGUAUUAGCUGGACCCCCGUCUCCCUCGACGUCACCACCUUGGCAUACGUGGAAGUUGGACUUGCCUGUAUCCCACGUACAGCUCCAUUUCAGCCCAUCUGAGAUUCUCAAUAUGCGCAGUGCUGCUAGGGAGUUUCAACCGGGCCGCCCAGAUAUUUCAAGGCUGGAUAGUCUUCUGGCCCAUCUCUGGAGCCUUAUCAACCGAGCUCGAGGGCACUCACAGUCCGAUGAAGCUGUAUAUCUCAAUAUCUCAUUCGGCGCUCGAAGUCGCGUGUCACCGCCUCUUUCCGACUCCUUUAUUGGAUCUCCGAUAUUCCUCGGAUACGUACAAGCUCCUGGAUCGACAGCCAGCAUGCACUAG
Molecule: messenger RNA, 1200 nt
Organism: Arthroderma uncinatum
Lineage: Eukaryota; Fungi; Ascomycota; Eurotiomycetes; Onygenales; Arthrodermataceae
Exons: 1
Coding region: 1-1200 (399 amino acids)
Biological process (GO): secondary metabolite biosynthetic process
Molecular function (GO): acyltransferase activity, transferring groups other than amino-acyl groups
Source: RefSeq, a predicted model, not a curated record